AUGGUGGUCAAGGCUUCAGACACUUACGCCGACAUCGUACGGCGAAACACGCGGCUGCACAGCGUCCGACAGAAAUCAGGGGUUACUUCUCAACAAUCAAAAGACGCAAAUGACACCUCGCUCUGCGUGCAAGCCCGAAAGAGUUCCCAAACUCAGUCGCCCUCUUGUCCGUUGUUCCUGUUGCGUGCCGCGAUGAGUACCGAAACAGAGACAUUUGACCCAGACCUGCUGCCUAAUGUGCCAAGGAUGGAGUUUAUCGCGGACGUCGAUCAGUAUAUGGCGAUGCACGGCACUGAUGGUACCGAAAAGGCGAUGGCGAAGCUUGAAGACAUGCAUCAGCGGUACAAACUGAUUGAGGAAAGCAUCUACCAGAAAAAGUUGCGCCUUCGCGACAAAAUCGAUGAUCUCGUAAGUUCGGGCCAGCUGGUCGACGUCGUUCAUAAUCAUAAGAAGCAGAACCUGCCCAUCGAAACUCGCUUUAUGCUCGCCGACCAGUGCUAUGUGAAAUCGACGAUUCUGCCCUGUAGCAGCAUCUGCCUGUGGCUGGGCGUAAGUUAUUCGCUUUUGCUUUUCUGGAGUCGUGAUGUCUCUUUGGGGGUCGGCCGCUUAUUUCCGGUAUUGUGCCUCUGCGCUUCCGGUGACACAUCAUGCAAUUACUCAUAA
Messenger RNA from Soboliphyme baturini, 663 nucleotides. NCBI's taxonomy places the organism in Eukaryota, Metazoa, Nematoda, Enoplea, Dioctophymatida, Soboliphymatidae. The record is from the annotation of a GenBank genome assembly.